AUGGAGAACACGGACGCUGACAUGCACUCCAAGUUGACUCAAGAAGCUCCUGAAUACGUGUCCAAGAUCGCACGCAUUGAAGAAAUCGGAGCGCCAAGCAUUGACGUCAUAGAGGUCCGACCGGUUGAGAUAGGCGAGCCAGACUGGAUGUACGACUUGAAGAAUUACAUCGCCAACGGCACUCUACCUGACGACUCCUCCCUGGCAAAGAAAGUUAAGUUGAGGGCACCGCGCUUCCAAUUGGUCGAUGAUAGACUCUACAAAAGAUCAUAUGGUGGACCGCUUCUUCGGUGCUUAACCAGCGACGAGGCGAAAAUUGUGAUGGAAGAAGUUCAUGAGGGGAUCUGUUCUGCCCAUCAAGGACCGAGAACACUCGCGCAAAAGAUCAUUCUGAUGGGUUACUACUGGCCUUCGAUCAACUUGGAUUGCGAGCAGUAUGUUCGACGAUGCGCCACUUGCCAAGAAUUUCACAAGUUACCCGGUCGACCAGCCACCUACUAUCAACCCGUCAGCGAAGUAAUACCAUUUGCGAGGUGGGGAGUGGACCUGAUCGGAGCAUUCCCAAUGGCAGUUGGACGCAAAAAGUAUGUGAUCGUGGCGAUCGACUACUUCACCAAGUGGGUGGAAGCAAAGGCGCUGGCAACUAUCACUUCUCAACAGUGUCAAAAGUUCCUUUGGAAAAAUGUGAUUACUCGUUUCGGGGUACCUGUUCAAUUGAUCACAGACAACGGGACACAAUUUGACAGCCGGCCAUUUAAGAACUUCAUGGCUCAUUUGGGCAUAAGGCAUACCCGGGUGGCCGUAGCUUACCCGCAAGCAAAUGGUCAAGUGGAGAACACCAACCGGACGAUCUUGGAUGGAUUGAAAAAGAAAUUGCAAACUGCGGGUCGAGGCUGGGUUGAUGAGCUUUCGUAUGUUCUUUGGACGUACCGGACCACCCCGCGUCGGGCAACGAAUGAGACACCUUUCUCCCUGACGUAUGGAUUCGAGGCAAGAGUCCCAAUCGAAGCAUGGCUCCCUACCACUCGGGAGAAAAAUUACGAUCCGGAAGAGAAUGAUGAGAUGCAAGGUACGGANUUGAAGAGUGAGAAAAUGGUUAAGGAAAAAUGA
This is a messenger RNA of Ipomoea triloba (trilobed morning glory), 1110 nucleotides long. RefSeq lists its product as uncharacterized. The record is from RefSeq and is a predicted model, not a curated record. Gene Ontology annotation, biological process: DNA integration. Gene Ontology annotation, molecular function: nucleic acid binding. The transcript has a single exon. Lineage: Eukaryota; Viridiplantae; Streptophyta; Magnoliopsida; Solanales; Convolvulaceae. The coding region runs from base 1 to 1110 and encodes 369 amino acids.